Cylindrotheca closterium is the source of this 669-nucleotide messenger RNA. The record is from the annotation of a GenBank genome assembly. NCBI's taxonomy places the organism in Eukaryota, Bacillariophyta, Bacillariophyceae, Bacillariales, Bacillariaceae.
AUGGCCGACGUUGAAGAACCAGUUGCCGAAGAAACCUUCGAGGAAGAGCCUGCCGUAGAGGAAGAGGAUGAAGAGUAUGUAAAUGUUGGUGGUGCCACUGAGGUCAAGCUUUUCGGAAAGUGGUCAUUUGAUGAUAUCGAAAUUCGCGACAUUUCUUUGGAGGAUUACAUCGCAUGCAAGGGGGAUCACGCUGUUUAUCUGCCCCACACCGCCGGACGGUACCAACAAAAAAGAUUCCGAAAGGCAUCUUGUCCAAUCAUCGAACGUCUUGUCUGUUGCUUGAUGCGCAAGGGCCGAAAUAGCGGAAAGAAACUCAUGGCUUGCCGAAUUGUCCAACACACCUUGGAAAUCAUUCACCUUCUCACUGACCAAAAUCCAAUUCAAGUUGUUGUUGAUGCGAUCAUCAACUCUGGACCACGAGAAGAUUCUACACGUGUUGGUGGAGCCGGUGUUGUUCGUCGUCAAGCGGUUGACAUGUCCCCCUUCCGCCGUGUGAACUAUGCUCUUUACCUACUUGCCACUGGAGCGAGAGAGGCUUCCUUCCGUAACUUGAAGACCAUGGCUGAAUGUUUGGCAGAGGAAUUGAUUAAUGCUGCGAGAGGGUCUUCCAACUCUUAUGCCAUCAAGAAAAAGGACGAGAUUGAACGUGUCUCUAAAUCUAACCGUUAA